This is a messenger RNA of Papaver somniferum (opium poppy), 867 nucleotides long. RefSeq lists its product as uncharacterized. The record is from RefSeq and is a predicted model, not a curated record. The transcript is spliced from 3 exons. The coding region runs from base 1 to 867 and encodes 288 amino acids. Lineage: Eukaryota; Viridiplantae; Streptophyta; Magnoliopsida; Ranunculales; Papaveraceae.
AUGGAAGUCUUAGGCUUCGAACCUCCAUCAACAAAUCCCACACAAUCGACACCAUCAUUAACUCUUACUAGAUCAAACAAAGAUAUGUUCCACACACUCUUAGGAAAGAUGAAAGCUACACGUGGUGGCUUAUUAUUUAGAAACAUUGUUACAGGGGGCACGGCGGAUGAGUUGAAACAAGUAGUAAAUGGCGCAACAGGACUAACCAUGGUAAUGCUGGGGAAAUCAUGUACCUCAGCAUUAGCAUUCUUAAAGCGCUCAGCCCAUCGAGAUGAUAUUGUUUACGAAUGCACAGUUACAGGCGUGCGGAAGAGCGGUGGACUCUCAAACGAUGUGGCGCUCAUAGGAGAAUCGAAGAAAGUGGUCGAGGAGAAACUAGAACUAUGGAGAAAAACUCUCAAAUCCAAGGGACUCAAACUUAGUAGGACGAAAACGGAGUACUUGCGAUGCGAAUUGAACGAGCCCGAGGAAAACACGGGAGAGUUGCUGCUUGAUGGACAACCAAUACAAAGGACAGAUUCCUUUCGCUACUUGGGAUCGAUAAUACAAAGUAACGGAGAACUCGAUGGAGACAUCAUACACCGGAUCCAGACGGGCUGGGGGAAAUGGCGCAUGGCAUCUGGCGUCCUUUGUGACCGUAAAGUUCCACUAAAGCUGAAAGGUAAGUUCUACAGGGUAGCAAUUAGACCUGCGAUGUUAUAUGGAGCGGAAUGCUGGGCAACAAAUAGUCGGGACGUUUUGAAGUUACAUAGAGCAAAAAUGAGAAUGUUGAGAUGGGCAUGCGGGCAUACGAGGCAUGAGAAGAUUAGGAAUGAAUAUGUGCGCAAGAAACUUGUCGUAGCCCCUAUUGAGGAGAUGCUCACUUAA